Entrophospora candida is the source of this 1371-nucleotide messenger RNA. Lineage: Eukaryota; Fungi; Glomeromycota; Glomeromycetes; Entrophosporales; Entrophosporaceae. The record is from the annotation of a GenBank genome assembly.
AUGGAAUUUAAUAUCCCAUCCUUAAAAAAUUUUUUUGAUGCCUGGUUUGAAUCAAAAUUUUAUCCAUACUACAAAGUUCAUCAUCCAUCAACACAAAAAGAAAAAGUACUUGGAUUCCUCCGUAGCAAAAUAUAUGAAGAAUUCCAUAGAAGAUACUUUGAAAUUGUUACAUCACCUCCUUCUUGGGAUAGAUAUACAAUAAAUUCCCUUAAAACUAGACAAUAUGCAGUUUGUCAAAUGGCAAAUUGGCAUAUUAAAUAUUAUAAAUCAGAUGAAGGGUUUGAAACUCUCUGUGACAAAUACUGGAAACAAUCAUUUGAAAAAUUUCACAACCCUAAAACUUGCACACACUGUGGUGUAGAUUCAAGCUCAGAAAAAAAUAAGCACAAGAUAACAUGCCCAAUAUUUCAAUCCACAUUAACUCUCCCUACAAUUGAUUUUUCAAGUAUUGAUGCUAAUAUUCCAACUGCCAAAUUACAUGAAGCAGUUAAUUUAGCAGUUGAAAGAAUUGAUUUCAAAUUGUACUCUUCUCACAACAAACAAAAAAUAACAGGCUUUCUAUUUCAUGCCAAUAAACAAAUUCUUAUUAAUCUUAUCAUAAAAGAUUUUAUACCAAGUUUUGACAAAAGCAAUCAGGAUCAAGAUCACAGACAAAUACUUGAUGAUCAUCUUAAAUCACUUCAAACUUCUCCACCACGUUCAGCUGUUUUCAAUUAUUGUCAAGCAACAUUUGGAAAUUUUGCAACAAUAAAUGCUAGAGGAUUAAACACAAUUACCAAACAAAAUGCCAUUAACUCAUUAAUUAGUCACUACUCAAUAGAUGUUUUAGGUAUAUCAGAGACUAGAUUGCCUCCUAAAUCAGCAAAAUAUUGCUACCCAUUUCCCAAAGAUUAUCAUGGAUGGUGGGACUGUGAUCCUGAUCAUCCCAACAGUGCAGCAAUCUCAGAUCCCAACAUACUAAUUCCAGUUCAUAAUCAACCAAUCUCAUUCAUCAAUCAAAGCCUGCAAAAUAAUUUCUCUUUAAUUAUAAUGGGUGAUUUCAAUUCAGAUCCUAUAUUGCAUCACUCACUCUUUUCUGACAAUACACAUCAUACAUGGUCUAAUAGUAUCCAAUCAUCAAGGAUUGAUCAAAUUUGGAUAUCACCAUCAUUAUCACUUACACCAAUCUCAUUCAAAUCAAUUGAUAUUACUCCAUUUUACAAUGCUGAUCAUAAAUUAAUUAUAUCUUCAUUUGAGAUAUCUAACUUAACUUCACAACCAACAACACAUUCCAUAAAAACCAAUACAUUUUCAUGGCAAAUAUUUAACUAUUCAGCAACUACUUCUGAAACAAUGGACAAAGUUUGCAAACAAAAUAGACCUAAUGAUUGA